This is a messenger RNA of Eucalyptus grandis, 1006 nucleotides long. Its product is annotated as V-type proton ATPase subunit c1. The record is from RefSeq and is a predicted model, not a curated record. Gene Ontology annotation, biological process: proton transmembrane transport. Bases 230 to 724 code for a protein of 164 amino acids. NCBI's taxonomy places the organism in Eukaryota, Viridiplantae, Streptophyta, Magnoliopsida, Myrtales, Myrtaceae. The transcript is spliced from 3 exons. Gene Ontology annotation, cellular component: proton-transporting V-type ATPase, V0 domain. Gene Ontology annotation, molecular function: proton-transporting ATPase activity, rotational mechanism.
GCAGGAGGGAGAGGUUUCCUGCAGAAAGACGCCAAAAGAAAAGAGCUCGUGACCCCAAAAACUCCAAUAGAAAAAAAUAAAAAAAAAAAGCAACAAAAGAGGAGUCGCGAAAAGCCUCUCAGAUCUUCCAUCCCAUCUUGAUCUACCGACCGCAUCUCCUCCUCCUUCCUCCUCCUUCCUCUCCCGCUCCUCAAUUCCAGCGCUCGAUCCAUCCGUCCAUCCGUCGAAGAUGUCGACCUUCAGCGGCGACGAGACCGCCCCCUUCUUCGGCUUCCUCGGCGCCGCCGCCGCCCUCGUCUUCUCCUGCAUGGGGGCCGCGUACGGGACCGCCAAGAGCGGCGUCGGCGUGGCGUCGAUGGGGGUGAUGCGGCCCGAGCUCGUGAUGAAGUCGAUCGUCCCCGUCGUCAUGGCCGGUGUGCUCGGUAUCUACGGCCUCAUCAUCGCCGUCAUCAUCAGCACCGGGAUCAACCCCAAGGCCAAGUCCUACUACCUGUUCGACGGCUACGCGCACCUCUCCUCCGGUCUGGCCUGUGGCCUCGCCGGGCUCUCCGCCGGUAUGGCGAUCGGCAUCGUCGGAGAUGCCGGCGUCAGAGCCAAUGCACAACAACCUAAGCUGUUUGUGGGAAUGAUCCUUAUCCUUAUCUUUGCUGAAGCACUGGCCCUCUAUGGCCUUAUUGUCGGCAUCAUUCUAUCUUCUCGGGCAGGUCAAUCAAGAGCCGACUAAACGAGGGCUAGCCAUGAGUUCUGAUGGUGUGGUUUGUGUAGUGCUUCAGGAGGCUCAUCAGUAUUUUUUUUUUUUUGAUUAAGGUGGAAGUUAACUCCAUAUAAUUCUUGCCGUGCUUGUCUAUGCUUUGGUCAGAUAUAUGAUGUCAUUACCCCUUCAUAUUCAAUUUUAUGACAAUCGGACCUCGUCUUCCAUCAUGUGAACUAGUAAUUAUUGUUCCUUGUCGUGCCAUGUGCUGUAUGUUGUGGAUGCAAAUCAAAAUCUUUCUCGAAGUACUGCCUU